UGAAAUUUAAUGUUUACACUUUUAUUGAGGCAUAUUGAAUUGUUUUUACAAAAUGUUUCCAACGAUGGCUUUCAAUUUCUAAUUUCUUUCUUUUAAAGUGUAAUUUUUUAACUAACUAUGAGAUUAACCAGUAUUCAACAGAACAACAAAUCAUCAUUAUUUGAUAUCUCUUGUAUUCCAGGGUUGAUUCACAAGCAUAGUGAAUCUCAUCAGUCAACCUUGGUUAAUAAUUCUCUACUCUUGUUUUCCUUGCCGAAAUUUUUAUCAUCCUCAUCGUCAUCUUUAUUAUUAUCUCGAUUUUUGUACUCAACAUUGAAUAGGACAUUCACUGAUUACCAUCUAAGGUGGCUCCAAUGGAUUUAUUCAAUAAUCAUGGAAGUAGCAUUGAACCUGUUAGAUAUCAUUCAACUUCAACUAUGUACAAUGACUGGUUUAACUUAGAAUGCGAGGAAAAAGAUAAACCUGAUGAUUCACAGGCAACAAAAACGGACUCUUUUGAUCAUGAAAGCUCAUCAUCAUCAGCACCACCACCAUCAAUAUCUCUUGAAUGGCUACCAACUGAAAUAAUUUAUCGGAUUCUCUCAUACUGUAACAUCCAAACUCUUUCGGCUUUAUCUGGAACAUGCAGUAGACUUUACAUGAUUAUAGUCAACGAUGACUACGUUUGGCGUUCAAAGGCUACCAAUGCAUUGACAACUAAUUGUAUUUCUGACGUAUUUUCAUCCAAAUCCAUUGUUGAUUUAACAAAUCGGGAUAAAUGUGUUAUUGAAUCUCGAUGGAAACGCGGUAUCUUCCAAGAAACAGCUCUUAUUCAGAAUAAGAAACCAUUAAUUCCAUGGUUGUCCAUUGACUCGAAAAAUCUUUGGGUUACUCGAGGAAACACUCUUUGUAAAUUUCAACGGUUAAAAGAUGGACGGAUCAAGUCGUGUCCAUCAAUGAAAUUUUCAUAUCACCAAGAAGAUAUUUUGAAAUUUAAAGUCACCAAUAAUUUCAUUGCCACGGGAAGCUUGGAUGGUACUUUAACUGUUUGUAAUAAACAUUCUGGAAAGCUUUUAUCAAUCAAAUACAAAGCACAUUCAUCUGUUAUCAACUCCAUUGACUGUCUUCAUCAAAGAUUUAUGGUAACUGGUUCAAAGGAUAGGAAUGCUAAAAUUUGGAAAUUAGAUUUCGAAGGAGGACAUUUCAAUAGCGAUUCCGAUGUUAAAAAUGAAUCACCCUACAAUUGCUCAUUAACAUGUUCACAGUCCAUUGGAAUUGGUGACCGAGUUCUCUCUGUUUCUUGCAGCCAAGAACGAGAUUGGGUAGCAAUUGGUUCAGCUGGAUGUGCCAUUGAUAAAACAAUUUUCAUUUUUGAUGUUCUUGGUAACCGUAUGAUUGGUACUCUUAACGAUGAACAUCGUCAUGGAGCCGGAGUCCUCGGAAUCCAAUGGGAAGACUCCAAUACGCUUCUCUCUUGUGGCUAUGAUACUCUUAUCCGUCUCUGGGAUCUUCGCAGUCCCGGUGGAAAAUGUGUCCUUAAAUGGGAAGAUCCUCACGACUCGGCAAUCUAUUGUCUAGCAACCGAUCAUUGGGUUACCAUUUUGUCGGGCACUUGUCGUCACGGAGUUGUUCGCCUUUGGGACAAAAGAAGGGCCAAACAUUGUGUCCAAAUGUAUUACGGAGGCCGUGAAAAUAGUCCAGUUUACUCGCUUGACUUUGAUCCGUGUUAUCUUUACAUUGCCUUGGAUAAGUCAAUUAACUUGAUGAACUUUCGGAUGGGAUCUCAUGCUAAAAAUCAUUGUUGAUUGGUUGAAAAAUUUUAACAAUUCAAGUUGAUGUUUAUUGUAAUUUAUCCGCUUCCAGUUAAACAAAUUAUUGCUAGAAAUGAAUCUAAAACACGUUAUUCAACCUCUUCUCUUUCCCCUGUUAUCUAAUAAAUUACUGUUGUUCAAAAUUGUUUCUCCGUUUAACUCAGAACUUUGUAUUUUCAAAUUCUUGAAUUAGUUUUAACCCAAUCUCUUCCUCUAUUUGUUGAUUUGCUGAAAUAAAUUCAUAUAAUAAUAAAA
Molecule: messenger RNA, 2045 nt
Organism: Tetranychus urticae (two-spotted spider mite)
Lineage: Eukaryota; Metazoa; Arthropoda; Arachnida; Trombidiformes; Tetranychidae
Product: F-box/WD repeat-containing protein 4
Biological process (GO): SCF-dependent proteasomal ubiquitin-dependent protein catabolic process
Cellular component (GO): SCF ubiquitin ligase complex
Molecular function (GO): protein binding
Source: RefSeq, a predicted model, not a curated record